Lutzomyia longipalpis is the source of this 2135-nucleotide messenger RNA. Its product is annotated as adhesive plaque matrix protein-like. The transcript is spliced from 4 exons. NCBI's taxonomy places the organism in Eukaryota, Metazoa, Arthropoda, Insecta, Diptera, Psychodidae. The record is from RefSeq and is a predicted model, not a curated record. Bases 28 to 2016 code for a protein of 662 amino acids.
AAUACGUUACCAGCUGAAGUUGCAAACAUGAGGCUGGUGUUGUUGCUUUUUGGCCUUGUGGCCACAACCUUGGCUGCCUCAUUUGGAUCCUAUGAAGUCGCGCCUGAAACCCAUAGUCUCGAUGACAUCGUUACUCGUUGGCUAAGAGGUGUUAUUGCUGAUUUUUCUGACCCCAAUCACAUUGAUUUUCGCGCUGUUGAUAACUUCGAUUUUGGAAAUUCUCUUGUGACUUUAAAUGGCUAUCUACGUAAUGUCCAAGUACGUGGGAUGUCUGGAAUAGUCGUUAAUAGGAUGAAUGUUAACUGGCAGAAUCUUCGUUUUGAUUUUGACAUCACUGUACCCCAUUUGAGCUUCUCUGGUGAUUGGUAUGAUCUUCGUGGCCGUUUUGUGAAUAUUCUUCCCAUUUUUGGUCACGGACGAUUCACCAUUGAUCUUUGGAACUUAAACCUCAAUGGACACACUACUCUUAGUGUAAGGGCUAAUGGAAUGCUCGAAAUGAGGAACUUCCAUUCACGCUCUCGCUUACAACGAUUCCAAACAAAUUUCCACAAUCUUCUCUUUGGCGGAGAAUUUGGAGAUCUGUGGAAUUACAUCUUCAGUGACAUGUUGCCAGCAAUUAUGGAGAAUUUCCAUCCAGAAGUAACACAAGUUGUUGAAGCUGCUGUACUUCCUAGGUUCAAUGAAAGAUUAAAUGCGAUCACUCGUGAUGAUUUGUGGGAUAUUAUACAUGGACAACGAUCAACUGAUCAUCAAUUUAUUGAGUUCCUAAUUGAAUCCGUCAUUAUGGCUGGUUUGGAAGUAGAAACCGAAAAGCCAGAGCCAUAUGAGGUAGAGACUGAGAAGCCAGAGCCUUAUUUUGCGAGGACUUCUCUUGAACCAUAUGAAGUAGAAACAGAGAAACCAGAACCAUAUAGAAUGGAAACUGAGAAACCAGAACCUUACAUGGUUGAGACUGAGAAGCCAGAACCGUAUAUGUUUGAAACUGAAAAACCAGAACCUUAUUUCGCAAGAACUUCUCUUGAACCAUAUGAAGUAGAAACAGAGAAACCAGAACCAUAUAGAAUGGAAACUGAGAAACCAGAGCCCUACAUGAUGGAAACAGAGAAGCCAGAACCUUACAUGGUUGAGACUGAGAAGCCAGAACCAUAUAUGUUCGAAACUGAAAAACCAGAACCAUAUAGAAUGGAAACAGAGAAGCCAGAACCUUACAUGGUUGAGACUGAGAAGCCAGAACCGUAUAUGUUUGAAACUGAAAAGCCAGAACCUUAUUUCGCAAGAACUUCUCUUGAACCAUAUGAAGUAGAAACAGAGAAACCAGAACCAUAUAGAAUGGAAACUGAGAAACCAGAGCCCUACAUGAUGGAAACAGAGAAGCCAGAACCUUACAUGGUUGAGACUGAGAAGCCAGAACCAUAUAUGUUCGAAACUGAAAAACCAGAACCAUAUAGAAUGGAAACAGAGAAGCCAGAACCUUACAUGGUUGAGACUGAGAAGCCAGAACCAUAUAUGUUCGAAACUGAAAAACCAGAACCAUAUAGAAUGGAAACAGAGAAGCCAGAACCUUACAUGGUUGAGACUGAGAAGCCAGAACCGUAUAUGUUCGAAACUGAAAAACCAGAACCAUAUUUCGCAAGAACUUCACUGGAACCAUAUGAAGUUGAAACGGAAAAACCAGAACCGUACAGGAUGGAAACAGAGAAGCCAGAACCUUACAUGGUUGAGACUGAGAAGCCAGAACCUUAUAUGUUUGAAACGGAAAAACCAGAACCAUACAUGGCAGAAACCGAAAAGCCAGAACCUUACUUCGCCAGGACUUCUUUGGAACCAUACGAAGUAGAGACGGAAAAACCAGAGCCAUACUUCGCCAGGACUUCUCUGGAACCAUAUGAAGUUGAAACGGAAAAACCUGAACCAUAUAAUGUCGAACCUGAGCUUGAACAAUUUCCUUCUGUAAUUCAUAUUCCACUUGGCAAUAAUGCUUGGAUUACGUCUAUUACUGUGAAAAAUAUUAAAUAAAUGAGAGUUAAUAUUAUUUAUCCACAUGUAUGGUAUGUUUAGUAUAAGAAUAUGAUUAAAAUUAAAUAUUUUGUAUUUUUAAUUACGUUUAGGAAUAAAUAAAGUAAUUGCACACUUAA